Messenger RNA from Phialemonium atrogriseum, 3795 nucleotides. RefSeq lists its product as uncharacterized. The transcript has a single exon. Gene Ontology annotation, molecular function: microtubule binding. The record is from RefSeq and is a predicted model, not a curated record. Bases 301 to 3432 code for a protein of 1043 amino acids. Lineage: Eukaryota; Fungi; Ascomycota; Sordariomycetes; Cephalothecales; Cephalothecaceae.
UAGACACUUUGACUGGAACGCCUCUGAAAACGCCUGCCGGGAAGCUCUGCGGAACGAUUGCUAGCUUGAACGGGCGGAGAGAGGGAGCAGCGACCCAGAACUGAAGGCCGUAAACUUCCGCGGGGAGCGAUGACAAGCUGCAAACGCCAUACGAUCCGUCCCUCCAGUCCGAGAACUAUGCGGCCCCUGAAGCAAACCAUCUUCGACGUCUCCCCAGGCUUAUAAGAGGCGCGCCAUUAUGUCGCGCGGCGUGACGACGCUUCUUCCCAUCAACCCACCGCUACAGCACCCGGUAUCGCCAUGAUGGGCCAUCCACCGCUCCUGCAGUCCGCUGCAGCAAAUCUCGCUCCUAGAGGGCGCCAAUCCCUCUCGACAUCAGAUCCCCCCGUCCGACAGCGCCAUACCGACGAUCUCAUAUCCCACCUGACUCCUCGAGCGGCUGUCGAUGCCUUCCGAAACCCAUCCGGUGCCUUGCGGGCGUGCAUGGAUGUUUCGACUCAAGCUGAGCAAGCAUUCGCCUUGCGAGCUGCGACAGCAUCCAAGAAUAUUCUAGAAUGGCUGGAAGAGCUCUCAGCAUGGCCAUGGCCUUCCGAUGAUAGUUCUGCCGGUUUUGAGAGGCCGCCCCCGAAGAGGAGGAAACUGUUCCACGACAAAGGCGCUUUGUCCCAAUCAAAGGGGGAGCUAGAAAACAAUUUGUAUGACGAGAGGACUUAUAUGGGGAGCCUCCUCGCCACUGAAGUCUCCAAGUACGAGAGACGGAUUGGCGAUAUCUGUCGGGAUAUGGAGGACCUCGAUGUCGAGGAGAUCAAAACUCACGUCUUGCACAACCAUAUCAUGCCCCUUUCUCGGCCGGGAACGCCCAUGUCGGAUUCGAAUCGCUCCGUAAUGUCGUCCUUAUCAGCCUACGCCCAUAUGAACGACCUCGCUGCGCUUAUCACCGCAACUAUCCUCCAGGCUCUGCCCAAUCUGUCUAGAUUGACGAGGCUGAUCAAUAUCUGGAGUGUCCGGCUGGCCGUUCUUCGAAAAAGCUCGGGUUUCCUAGCAGCCCUGGCCGAUGCCGAGGCUGCUCUGCAAUCCGGGUGGAACGCCAUGGACCUUGGUGCGAAGGGGAAAUCCCGAGAAGGAGAUAGUGACUCGACGCUGUCCAGAAACGACUUCAAUGUCAUGAAACUGGUCCUGGAACGAAAGGUGGCCAAGGCAGGCCAGUAUCUGGAUUACAUGCUGGACACUCUCGAGGGCAGAGAGGACACGCUGCCCGAGGACUGGAUCGACCGCAUGGAUGCCCUGGAGAGGGAGUACGGCGAAUGGGUUGCGGCAUGCGAGAGGAAAAUAAGAGAAUCCGAGUGGGCCAGACUCGAACGCGAGAACCGGGCUGCCAGAGCUUCCUCGCCUAUCGAUACAGACGCAGAAGACCAAACCCUUCGUGACCGGGAACACCAGGAGGAAGAUGUUUUGCAGCUAGCCGACGGUAGCCUCGCCAACUCGGGUGCCAAGCAGCAACAUGAUACGCCUAGUGUUGCUGGCUCCGUGACAACACUUGGCCCUGAGGUUGUCAUCAGAGUUCAUCCUGCUGAAGCAACCGAAAAUACCAGUCAUGGCCAUCAACACGAGGCUUAUAGUUCAUCAGAGGGUAGCACCACAGCAGCAGACAGAGCAGCAGACAGACAGGAGAGUCAUCUUUCCUCGCACCCGACAGUUGGGAGCUCACUUGAUCUGGACACGAACGACACGCAAAUAAACAUUGAGAAGCGUGGGUUGGCCAUCUCUGAUGGCUUCGAGGUGGUCAGGCCACUCGUCGAUGCACCUCUGUCUCCUGCCGGGACGUUGGAUACGUCUUGCCAACCAGACAGCACCCUCGAGGAUUCCGAUUUCCAACACCAAGGCCCAGAGCAGCGGGUGGCUGCCAGCGAUCCCGGCACACCGAUCGAAGAAGGCGUGGCUGGUGAGGAGAAUAUGAAUCUUCCCGAAGUCUCCGAGGAUUUUGACUCUGUGCUCGACAUGUCGCUAGACAUGGACGUCCCUGAGCCGGACUUGCCUACUAUUCCAAGGGAAAGACGAGGCAGCGAGGCCUCAAACACGUCGACCAUAAUUCAUGGCCCGCAGAGUAGGUUUAUGGACUUGUCUAGCGACUCCCCUGACCAUGGAACGCCGGAAAUUUCGCGGCUACGGAAUGUUGUCGUGGAGUCAGCCCCGAGCGACGAUAUGAGCCCACCUAGCUCCCCGCCAGAUUUUCGGUCGAGCACCAGGUCUCUUUCGGUCAGUUUCAACGAUAUACCUACCGUCGUUGAGCUGCCAUACGAAGAGAGCCCGCCGAGAACACCGAUGGACUUCUCCGCCAUUGACGAUGAAGAUCUGACUAGGGAGCCCGAGAGCCCAGCUAGCCCGAGCAAGAUGAGCACCGCCAGUGCAGAUGAACAUCUUCAGCAACAGAUUAGCGACAUAUUGGAGUCUAUUCCCGCAAAGAUCAGGCUCACCACCGCGCCUCCCGAAGUCAAUCUCAACCCACCCGACUUCACCAUGCCAUCGUCGCGCGGGAAGCCGUCGAGACCGGACCCGAUACCUAGGGGCCACUCGAGCAGAUCCACGAUAUCCUCUCGAGCAUCCUCCCGCGCAGGCACUCCUUCGUUCACCUUGGCCCCAGCGUAUGGCCGAAACCCGCGACCCCGGAUCCAGAGAGGUAGCAACCAGGAGAUCAAGCUCUACCACCUGUCCAGGUGCAACGGCGAAGCCCCAAUCAAGCUAUUCAUCCGCUGCGUGGGCGAGAACGAGCGGGUCAUGGUCCGAGUCGGCGGCGGAUGGGCAGACCUCGGCGAGUACCUGAAGGAGUACGCCACGCACCACGGGCGCCGGUCCGGCGGCGAGGGCAAGGUCGAGAUCAGAGACCUGCCCCGCGUCGUCGCCACGGGGAGCAGCCGCGCGGGCUCGAGCCCGCCCAGCCGGCCCGCCUCGGCGAUGGACGCCAGCUCGCCCGUCACGCCGCUCAACAUCCGGAAGACGCGCAAAAGCAUGGGCGAGGAGGGUGCCGUCAGGCUGCCCCUGCCCCGGACGCCGCUGGCCAACGCAACCACCACCACGCCCUCCUCCCCCUCAUCCUCCUCCUCCCCCUCCUCCUCCACGCAGCCGCCGGGGCCGGGGCCAGGGCCGGAAGCGGGCCCGUCCAACAACACGCCGUCGUCGGGGGCGUCGACGCGGUCGAGGUCGAGCUCGCGGCUCAGCUGGACCGAGGAGGACAGCUCGCUCGGCAUGGCGGGGCCCAAGGGCCGGAACGUGGAGAUGAGCGAGGAGAGCAAGGCGUGGGUCGAGAGCGUCAAGGAGAAGGUGCGCAUCGCCAGCGGCGAGCGCAAGGUCUCGGACCAGGUGUCGGACAACAGGUUCGGGGACAUGGGCAGGGUUGGGGCUACGAAGCGGCUGUUUAGGCGGCAGGGGGGGUGAUGGGGGGAUUUAUCACGAUCGUGGCGGGGGGGGAACACAUGGAAGCUAUGAAAAAAAAAUAUUACGUUUUCGUGGGCGAAGUGUGAGGUGAGGUGGUGGUUUACUGGACGGGAGGAUACAUCUAUGGCAUAUGAGCCAAGUCACAUUGCAUGACCAGAGGAGCAUCAUUUCCUCUUUUCUUUUUUUCCUUCUCUCUUUUUCUCUUCGUUCCAUUUUCGUCGUACCUGGAAGCUUGCGCAGCCACUACUUAUUUCUUCCAUUAUUCGAUUUUUUAUUUGUUACUUUCGCGUGGACGUUUAUCAUCAAAUACCCCGAGUUCUACUUCUGUCUGCUCUCUUAUCUGUCUUCAUCACGGUAGCAGCA